AUGGAAGCAGUGAAUCGACAAGUUAUGGUUGGUAAAACAAUCCUCAAUGACUGGAAUCAUUUCAAAGGCGACCCUACUUUAUUGCUGGGGGAGCCAAGAGAACGGAUUCUCCUCAUCAAUCGUCUUCUCCGCGCUGCCGGAAUAGCCAGGGAGAAAUAUCUCGCUCUUUGCACCCGUUAUACAUUGAUCUACAAGUUCUAUUACGUACCAUGGAGAAGCGAGAAAAGAAAAGCCGGACAAAUAGAGGCGAUCGAUGAUGAAAUGUUAAUGAAAAUGGACUGUCAAACAAAAACUAUAGAUUCCCUCAUUAUCAAGUUGGAAAAAAAGAAGGAAAAAUAG
Molecule: messenger RNA, 339 nt
Organism: Strongylus vulgaris
Lineage: Eukaryota; Metazoa; Nematoda; Chromadorea; Rhabditida; Strongylidae
Source: the annotation of a GenBank genome assembly